Molecule: messenger RNA, 1331 nt
Organism: Solenopsis invicta (red fire ant)
Lineage: Eukaryota; Metazoa; Arthropoda; Insecta; Hymenoptera; Formicidae
Product: leucine-rich repeat extensin-like protein 6
Exons: 2
Coding region: 345-737 (130 amino acids)
Source: RefSeq, a predicted model, not a curated record
UUUUUAAUGAAAAUUACAGUAACGACGCCAACACAUGAGCGUGAAUCUCGCCGGGCCCGGGAGAUUCCAUGCGCAGUGGUGGGGGGUUACUUCGUGCAGCGUGGUAACCGGCGCACCAGCAUUCGCGUGUCGCCACGUGCCGCGUUUUGUCACGGACCGUGCGUGAACGUGAAGGUGCAACAGAGAAGUGGCAGUGCGACAAGAAGAAAGAGAGCGGGCGAAAGAAAAAUGGAAAAGGAAAUGAAAAAGGAAAGACCGAAUAAAGAGCCAAUUCGGAGGACAACGAUGACGAGGAAAUCGACAAGUGAAGGCGUUGUAGAUAAUCUUGUCUAUAAUAAUAGCAAAUGUGCUGGCUGUAUACAAACAAGAGGAAAAAAAAAGAGUUGCCACCGCCUCCACCACCGACAUCAUCACCGCCGCAGCCGCCGCCGCCACCGCCGUCACCACUGCCACCGCCGCCGACGACGACGACGCCGCCGCCACCGCCACCGCCGCCGACGACGACAACGACGCCGUCGCCGCCGCCACCACCUGCUCCCAGGAAGAUAUUGCCUGCAGGGUAUACUCCUGCGCCCGGCGAAGAUGCAAUAAUAUACAGCCAGCCGCGACCAGGACGUAUGCCCGUACCGCUUGUUGUUGAACAGGCAUACGUCUCGCAAGAGGAAGUAACAUAUCGAGCGUAUCGUCCAAGACCGCCGCCAGUAACACACAGGGUAAAUAUACAUAUAAUAGUAUAAAAUAUUACACACACCCACACAGAUAAGAUCUGUUUCUAAGUCAUUAUUGUUCUGGCUUUAUCGUUAUUGCAAUAUGUAUUUCGAAUGAAUUGACAUUUGAAACAUGAAUAUAAUGACUAAACGGAGAUAUGAAAAUGAUUGUAAUGCUUGUGGUGUGAUUAAUUUUAAAAAUGUCUUAGAGGUCACAGUUUUUUUGCUUUCUUUCACAUUCAGAUUAGUGUAAAUUAAUUAAGCAGUAAAUAAGGUGAGAUUAUUUUGAAUGCCGUUUAUUAUAAUAAUCUUAUAACAUUUAGCGGGAUUCAAACUGUCUUACCUUACUUAAUGAUGAAUUAUGUUACACAUUUCUGAAUCUGAGAGGAAGUGAAGAGCUGUGUGUGACCUCUCAGACAUAGUUUUUAUAAUUAAUCACAUCACAAGUAUUACAAUCAUUUUUAUAUGUCCAUUUAGUCAUUAGAUUCUUUCUUCUAUUUCAAACGUCAAUUCAUUCAAAAUACAUAUUGCAAUAACGAUACAGUCAAGAUUAGUGAAAGAGGCCCUUAUACUCAUACAGCACAGCAUUGCAAAAACAUUGGAAAAUAUUUCUGCAAUGUUGCA